CUGUCAGUCAUUGUGUCGGCGCGCCCAAAUCUGACGUCGCCGCUUAGGCCGCCACUCUCGGCUACGUCACUGCGCGUCAAGGGCUAACUCCUCCCUUAGUUACCGUCACCACCGCGUUCAUGCUCACGCCCGUCCCAUGGUAACCGUCACCAGCCACUCAUCUGUCCCAGCCCCGCCUCUCUCCACGGAACGCUCUAUGCGAGCGGGCAGGCUCCUCCCCGCGCCUGCGUACUGCGCUGCCAGUAGAGGGGGCGUGCCGUCGGUUCCUGUCAGUGCGAGCACACCGGAGCUAAGACCGGGACUUACCGAACCGCCGACCCGCUCCCCGCCCGCAAUAUCCAGCUGGCCCGAGCGGCCAUGCCCUCCGACUUCAUAUCCCUGCUCAGCGCCGACCUUGACCUUGAGUCCCCGAAGUCACUAUACUCCAGAGAAUCUGUUUAUGACCUUCUCCCAAAGGAGUUGCAGUUGCCCUCUUCCCGAGAGACGUCUGUCACCCCAAUGAGUCAGACAAGCGGAGGUGAGGCAGGAUCGCCUCCCCCAACUGUUAUUGCUGCUGAAUUCUCCCUGUCCCUAUUCGGAAAGCAACCAUUGACUAUCCCAGCUGUUCAGCAAAUCUUGAUAAGUGACCUCUUACCUCAACUUUUUAGUGGUGCUGCUGACUUUAAAAAUGCUUCAUCUUCCUCCUCUUCCACCAUGGGCGGUGCUCGCAGUUCCUUUACCACCACUUCCAGUCCUUCUAAUUACUCUACCUCACUCACCGACACCAAAGCUAUGCAAUCCUCUGCCACGGGGGUAAGUAAGCCAGGGGUAAGUGAAAAGCUGUUAGCCAAUAAUGUGGGAAGGCAGCAGUCCGUGCCAUUGAGAUGGACGGUCCUAAACAUUUCUCCACCCCCGGAAGACCUGCUGGAUAGCAGUCAGAUGUCCUGCCAAGAUGAAGGGGGUGGACCGGAGGAGUCUGAGCAAAGCUGCAACAUGUGGACCGAAGACUCAACGUCCAAUUUCAGCAACAUGAGCUCUCAUUCUUACAAUGAUAACACAGAGGUCCCACGUAAGUCACGAAAGCGAAACACGAAGCAGAGGCCUGGGACCAAACGACGGGAUUCCAACAUGGACGUUUUUGAUGCAGACAGCGCCAAAGCUCCACACUAUGUUCUAUCCCAGCUCGCCUCGGACAGCAAAAGCAACUGCCAGGCCGGAAAUGGAGCAUCGGGGCCUCAGAAGGGAGGGAAGAAGUGCCCUUUGCUGUGUGAGCAGUUUCCAUGUAAGAGCGAGGGGAAAGAGCUAAAGAUAGUGGUACAGCCGGAGACGCAGCAUCGUGCCAGAUACCUGACGGAAGGAAGCCGUGGCUCUGUGAAAGAUCGUACGCAGCAGGGAUUCCCUACAGUAAAGCUGGAAGGUCACAAUGAGCCUGUGGUGCUUCAAGUGUUUGUAGGCAAUGAUUCCGGCCGAGUGAAGCCGCACGGAUUCUACCAGGCCUGCAGAGUGACCGGGAGGAACACGACUCCCUGCAAGGAAGUGGACAUAGAGGGCACCACAGUCAUAGAGGUCAUGCUUGACCCGAGCAACAUGAUGACUCUAGCGGUGGAUUGUGUUGGAAUUUUGAAGCUGCGGAAUGCCGAUGUUGAAGCCCGUAUCGGGAUUGCUGGCUCGAAGAAGAAAAGCACACGUGCCAGGCUGGUGUUUCGAGUAAAUAUCACUCGGAAGGACGGAACCAUUUUAACUCUACAAACGCCCUCGUCUCCAAUCAUCUGUACUCAGCCGGCUGGGGUGCCAGAGAUACUGAAGAAGAGUCUGCACACUUGCUCUGUAAAAGGAGAGGAAGAGGUGUUCUUAGUAGGCAAGAACUUCCUGAAAGGAGCGAAGGUCAUGUUCCAGGAGAACCUUUCUGAUGACUGUUCGUGGAAAGCCGAAGCUGAAAUUGACAUGGAGUUAUUUCACCAGAAUCACCUCAUAGUGAAGGUCCCUCCUUACCACGACCAGAAUAUCACGUCCCCUGUGUCUGUUGUGAUGUUUGUGGUGACAAACGCAGGUCGAUCUCAUGAAGUUCAGCCUUUCACAUACACUCCAGAAUCAUCCAAUCCCGUAAGUGCUCUCAUAAAGAAAGAGAUUUCCAGCCCAUCACAGUCCUGUACUUUUGAAGACUCUAUGAAAGCUGUGACUUCACCUGUGUGUAACAUCGACCAAGUGACUCUGCUCCCACCUGCACGGGGUUCUCCGCAUAAAUCUAACAGCAUUAUAAAGAAUGAAGCUCCUAUGGAGCUCACGGGAGAACAGAGAUCUUCGCCUCUGUACAAAACAUCAAAGAUUGCUGUAUCAGCCCAGCAAAACCUGGAGAUCUCCCCUGCCAGUGGGUCUUUUUCACCUUCUGUGUCCCAUCUGCCUACGGAGAAUGACCCGCAGACCCCAAUACAAGUGCAGGUGUUCAGCCCGGAGCCUCUUUCCACCAUCCAGACUCAGGACAUUGCGCAACCCAGCAGCUUUCAAGCCGUCUCCUCUCCUGGCCAGAGCGAGAAUUCCAUCAUGCAGCAGACACCAACAUUUCAGGCAAUGGAGUCACAGCCCAGAGAUGCACUGCAGACAGAUAGGGCGAUGGUCGCGCUCUCGCAGAUGGCUGAUGCCACACAGCAAUCUCAGCAGCCAGCGCUACAAGAUCAGGCUCAGGCAUUGCAGCAACAGAUCUCUACUAGCUUAUUUUCACAAUCUAACAAUGCCAACCAGAUGCAAAACACCAUCCACCAACUACAGUCUGGCAACUUCCAGUCUAAUGUAUCCACCAACAGCUCAGAAGUUGACUUGGUGCAGCAAGUCUUGGAAGCCCAGCAGCAAUUAUCGUGUGUGUUGUUCUCUGGCCAAGGGGGGAGUGAAAAUGAGCAAACUGCAAUGGGACAGGUGCAAGAGCAGCUCAAUGCCGGUAUAUUUCAGCCGGUCGGUUCAAUCCAGAGUACUCCCGGUCAAGGGAUAUUUUCUUCCAAUGAACCUGUGCAUAACUGCUCAGAGAAUGUUCUCUCUGGAAGAGCUGACAGUCUUCUCCAACAAGCAGAGAACUCUCUGUCCACUCAGCAGCAAGCGAUGGAGACCAAUGCAGCCAUGGUCAUGGAAAUGCAACAAAGUAUGCAUCAGGCACAAGGACCAAUUCAAUCUGACAUUUUCCAAACCCAGAGUCCUGGCUCAGGAGGCAUCCAGUCACCGGUGUACCAACACCAGCAAGGUUCUCAUUUAAUUAGUGGACUGUCCACCAGUGAAGAGAUGCAAAUGCAGUGUGAUAUGUUUUCCACACCAGGAGUCUCUGGGAGUGAUGGAAACGCAGGCCAGCAGCAGGUAUCUGCCGCAGGCUCCAAUAUCUUCCAAUCUUCCAGCACCACAGACGGUGACAAUGCCACAGCCCAGUCAGAGCAAAUGCAAAACAGUGUUUUCCAAACUAUGGUUCAGAUGCAACAUGGAGGAGACGGACAAACACAGGUCAACCUGUACUCUCCUGCAGAAGAUAUGCUUGGUGUUCAGACAAGCGGUGGUCAGCAGCAAGGAGCUGGACUAUUCCAACAAGCUGGCGACAUGAUGGCCCUCCAGCAGGGUACUUUUCUGCAGCAGUCUCCUCACUCUCAUGCUCCACUUUACCACUCCCAGAACACAAUAUCUGAUAAUCAGAAUAUGGCCCAAGAAACACAGGGGACUCUCUUCCACCCUUCGGGGUCCAUGGUGCAGCAUCAAAACUCCUCCUCUGCACAAGAUCAGAUCCAGACUCCACUCUAUCAUCAGCAAGGCACAAUAUCUGCUCCCCCAGAGCAGUCGGCCACCAACAUGUUCACCAUGAGCUCCUUACAGAGCAGUCAAGUGCCUCAAGAGAAGCAGUUGUCCUUCUUCUCAAGCCAGAACUCCCUCCAACAGCUCCAGGCGACUCCAAGCCCAGAGCAGCAGGCGGCAUUCCAGCAACAGGCCCAAUUGUCUCAUAUGCAGAACUCAAUGAUUGCACAGGAGCAGCAACAGCAGUCACCACAGAACUUGUUUCAGUCACAGAACCAACAGAACUCUAUCUUCCAGGCAACUCACUCCAUGGUUGGUAUGCAGAGCAGCCCUUCUCCCCAUGAGCAAACUCAGAGCAUGCUCUUCGCCACACAGAGUUCUAUGGCCAACAUGGCCUCUCAAGAACAACAGCAAAACAUGCUGUUUAGCCAGACCCAGGAACCAAUGGCCACCCAGGAUCAGCAGAACCAAGCCCUGUUCCAUGCCCAAAACAUGGAGUUCCAAGCUCAGAGCCCAGUUACUUCUCAGCAUGAGCAGCAGCAGUCCCCCAUGUUUCACAACUCUCCACAGCUCCAGCUGGUCCAAGCUUCAUCAACAUCUCCAGAGCAGCAGGUGACUCUGUUCAUGUCCCCCGCCUCCAUGUCAGCCCUGCAGAACAGUAUGAACCAGCAGGAGAUGCAGCAGACCGGCAUGUACCCUCAGUCCAUCCAGGGAAACACACCCCCUCAACAGCAGCAGGCUUCCAUGUUCCACAGCUCGGCAGGGGGUGCUAUGAGCCAGAUGCAGAGUGCGUCAGCAUCUUCUCCACAGGCCACCGGAAUGUUCCUGUUUGGAAUUCAGAAUAAUUGCAGUCAGAUGAUCUCCCCAGCGGCGGGAUCCUUGAAUAAUCAGAUGAUGUCCCUUGGACAGCCGGGUCAGCCUCAAGGAGAUGGACAGUCAGUGACUACACUCCUGUCACAGCAAAUGGCUGAGAAUUCCUCAAUGGCAACAGACCAGAACAUGGAGAAGAUCAGUAAUUUACUGGUGUCUCUACACAACCAGGGGAACAAUAUGUCCGGCUCUUUCUGAGAAGAGGGGAACAUCUUUAUUGUCCUAACAGACUGGAGUAUUCUAUUUGUCUACGGUCCAAGUAGAAGAGGUUCUUAGUGUUGUCGUCCCCAACCCCCUUCCCGGCUUGUUCUCGUCUAUCUACAGUAUUUAUCAACCAGGACUAAAGAGUUAAUAUAAAACAUACUCCUGAAAGCUACAACCCCGAGACUCCCGCUGUGGCUGAUACUGCUGUCUGCAGUGGUUCUAACGUUUACCUCUUAUUUCAUCCAUGUCUCUUAUGUAGUGUGUAUGUGUGUAUAUAUAUAUAAAUAUGUACAUAAUAAUAAAUAACUAUAUAUAGUUACACACAUUAUAUAUAUAUAUAUAUAUAUAUAUAUAUAAUAUUUCUUCUAUAUUUUUCCCUGAAGGAAUCAAUCUAUUUGCCCUCGUAUGUAGCUGUGAUAUUGUGAGCUUCAUUACCGGUCUCAUUACAGGGCAGUACGCAUGGCAUCCCUUAUGAAUCAGUCCUGUAUCUAAAAUGAGCUGCUGCCAGUGUGACUCUGCUCUGGGGCCCUUUUGGCAGCAGGACACGGUUUUCCAUGUGAGUCUUUGCCAUUAUGUAGAACGGAUGGCGCUUCCCAGUGUAUCCACAUUCUUAUUACAUGUGGCAGGGGAGCCCUCCUAGGUCUGACAAGUAAUGCUGCACUUAAUCCUGUUUUCUAUCGCCCUCUAGUGGGUGCUGGAUGCAGCGACUUUUAUUUUAUUGAGCCAUGUAGAUAAUGUUAGUUUCUAAAUCUGUUUCUACUUGUAGAUGGCCAUAUUCCUCCUAUUCUCUUUAUGUGUGUAAGUUUGUAUUCUUUAAUCUCUCCUAACUGGAGACAUCAGAUCAAUGACUGGACCCUUAUGGCCCACCAGCUACUGAACCACAAGCUAGUGGAGCAUCAUGGGAGAUAAGUGUGAUUCGCCAGCAGUUAAGGCGCUAGAAGCAGCCAGUCUGUGAUUUAAUGGUUUCAAUAGUGCGGGUUUAUUACCGAUAUGAAGGGAACUUUUUCAGAGUGAGGCCUGUUCCAGGCCCUUUAAUUUUUAAUUUUGAUUUUUUUUAAUACAGUUUUCAAUCGUUCAAGUUUUUUGGAUGGUUUUUAUCUACUGUGUGUUUCUUUUUUUUUUUUUUUUUUUUUUUUUGGAAAGUUCUAUUUUGUAUUUAGUAAACUGGUAUUUGCUACAUGUACUGAACAAGUAUGUUAGCAGAAGUAUAUAUAAGUAUAUAAAAAAAAAAGGUUUAUAUAUAUAUAUAUUAUACAUAAGAUAUUCAUUUUUGCACACGUUUGUGGCAGGUUUUUCUCAGUCUUUGUCUCUGUAGCUCCUUUGUGAAAGGGGGCAUGGGAGAACUGGAAGUGCUGCUUUAAUGGAGUUUGUAUUUUUGGGGAAGGAGGCAGGCCCGAAGAAGACGUUUGGUUAUCCCCUCAGUGGUUUUUGUACAAAAAAAUAUAUAUAUAUUUUCCCAACGAGAUGCAAUUAUCAGUGUGUUAAUCUAAUGUUAAGACGAAUAUAACGUGUAGUUUUCAUGACUUGCCGAGAGCGAGAGUCAACAGUGCUUAUCGUAACUUAUCCAACCAGUGGCUGGUUUAGCGCGGAGAUUCUGUCUGUCUGUCGCUCUUAUAGACUAGCACUGAUUUAUAUAGUCUGAAUAUUAUAUAUAAACAGUUACAUGUUCUGUUUAACAUAAUUCUCCUCUCUACUGCUCAGUCGGCAUCACAUGCUGAGUUCAAGGCCAAAGAACUGCAGAAGAUCCCUCUGCACUGAUGUAUAGGUUUCAUACAUAAUGCUAUGUAACCACCUCUCUACAUGAUAUCCUAACACCUUGCGUGCAGCUUUAGUCGUCCUGUAUGCCCACCAUUGUCCAUCUUGCCUCAAUUAGAGGCAAUAUGACCAUAUAGCAAUGUGUUAAGUACAAGGUCUGUAAUCUUUAUCUAGGACACAGAUAAAAUGGGACCUAUCAGCCACAGAUGGUAACUCGCAUUUCAUGAGCUGAUCCAGUGUUCAAAUAUUCAGCUUAUCAGUACACUAGGAACCAGUGACAUCAUGGAGAACUGAUAGACUGCGUUCUCAUAAAUUCACUAUUAAACUGGCUGCUACCAAUGGAUGUAGGUAUCUAGUAAAUGCAAUAGGCUGCGAGUAGCAGACAUCUGCCAGUCUUCCGAAAUUUAGCGGUUUGAUUUAAAACAGUAAUUUAAAAGGCAAAACCAGGUUGCAACUUUUUUUUAAUUGCCAAUACCUCAGCGUUACCUGCAGCUCACUGACUGCAUUUAGGCCCUUGAGACCAUUGGUUUAUCUUUGAUUUCAUCAUUUUUAAGUAUACCAUUUGGGUAAAUUUAAAGAAUAAUAUAAUGCCAUUAACUACUUGGUACUGCACAAACACUUGUCAUAGUAGAUUAUGGGAACCCUCCGCUAAUGGCUAGGGGGAUCCAUUUUAUUUGCUCUUAAAUAGACAUAUCAAUGUCAUCUGUGGAUGAUACAUAACAUCAGUUGCACAGAUGACAGUUGAUUUGUUGGCACAUACACAAAAUGGUUACUAAUUAUAUAAUUUGGCUUAGCAUCUGAUUGUAUCUGCACAGCAGCCAGUGUAUACAGGAUUCAGUACCUACUCAGCUGCACAAGAGGGAGCUACUGGGUCUACUAAGCUCAUAUAGUAAAAAUAUUGUAUACAUGAACUGUUUCAACACCGUGUGGAGCUAGUAUGUCCUCUCACAAUACGUCAGACAGAUGUAAAUAUGGAAAAUAUCUGUAGUGCCUCUUAAAGGUAUAUUCUGAUCUACUGUGGUACAUUCUAAUAAAAAAACUAAUGUAGGGGAAACAAAUAUAUAUUUAAAAAAAAAUGCAUACUUCCAGCUCCUAUAACUUUCCCUAAACUAGAGAAAAGGCCAUAUAUUAUGUAUUAUAAAUAGAAGCAAUAGUUAAGUACAUAUACAUUAUUUAGGGUUGCACUAAUUGAUUGAAAAAUAAUCAAUUAAAAGUGCAUUUAUUUAUAUGUAUAAAUUUUUGCCUAAUUUAGCUUUCUAAUACUAAAAAAAAAAAAAAAAAAAAAAGUUUGUCACCCAAGAGAACAAAUUAUAAAAUGAUUGCUGUUUAACCACACCAAAAAUAGUCGCUCAACUCUCUGGGGCUAAAGCUGCAAAAUACCCUGGUUGUUAUGGUUACUAAUAUAUGCUUGUUUGUAAAUAGAACCAGUAAUCUCCAUUCUGGGUCCUGCCCAUGUAUCACAGCUGUGGGGAGGAGGGUAUACGCGGGGGAGGGAUGGGAUCCAGCACUUUAUUCUCUGCCUCACAUGUACAUGAAGAGUAUGAGGUGUAAAUUGGUGCUAGAUUAUAUGUAAGCAGCUCUGUGUUCUAGAUUCCCAUUUAACCUAGUUUCCAGUCAUUCUCUUUCUUGGGCGGGUCUCAGCGCUUCAUGAUAUGAGGGCAGUUCCUGGCUCUCUAACUGCAGCUGUUUCGCCACAAUGAUGCUGGUAACUUACCACCUUUUGAGAUGGAAACUAUAUGAAGAGAAAUGUUCUAGAUCUCGAAUACCUCUUUUACACAUGCAGCUAAAUCCUGGAUUUUUGCAUAUGUGCAUGCAAUCUACUCCGAACUAAGGCCCAGGUCCCCAACUCUGCUCUUUACCAGGGUCAGGGCUGAGGCAUGGGAAUUUGCCGGUUUUUAGACCCAGCAAAUUCCCAAUUUUAUGUGUGAAAGGGGUAUAAGUCUGUGUCAGUGAGCAGACUUAAGUACAUGCCUUAGCCAGGGGAUAUGCAGCAUUACUUAUACAUCCUUUCCACCCGAGGACUGUCCUUCAUGCUGUAGGUGACUAUUACUAUUCGGCUGUUUUGACCAAUGGUUUUCAGAAAUCAAUAGUAAUUAAUGCCAAACAAGCCUGUAUUUAGCAUUAAUUACUGUAGCCCUUAGUAAUCUACUGGCAGCUUUCAAAAUCCAACACAUAGUAAAUCUAUUCCUUCUAGUGACCAAAAUAAAAUCACUGCAUGUUAAAUUGUACUUUAUAAUAAGUGUGUGAGGCGUGUCAGUGACAUCAUGUUGAUGUUUGAGAGUCCCAACUGCAGGCUUCAUCUGGGGAGGAUGGAAUAAAGGCAACAUAGGUUUAAUGCAACUCUCAAUAUCUUAUCCCUCAGCCAGCAGGCCAAAAAAAAUAUAACAGAGUCCAGUCUCUUAUUACUGGGGUCAUGGUCCCUUUGUGCACCAAUCACCUCCACACUAGAGGCAGCCAGUAAUUUCAUUAGGAGCCUUGGGUGCUCUGUGUCGUAGUUCCCAGCAUUCUCACGUAUAGUUGGUCAGCCCACAAAAUGGAUGCUUUCAAUGGACGUAGAUGAUGAGUACACAUUUAAUAUUACAGAUUUCACUAAUAUUCUAACCUUAAGCAUUGGAGAUGAGGAACAUCCUUUGGGUGAUUGGGAACACUUGUGGUCUUCGCAGACUGAUAUAUAUAUCGUGUACACUGCCUUUUCUGAAGUCAUAAUACUAACAUUCAACACUGCUCUUUUGUUGAAACAGACCAAUAAGCUGAGGAUGGCAGAAUACUCCUUUCUUACAUUCAUUUACAGCCACAGGAAAAUUAGCGGCUUCUAAUAUGUAUAUUUUGUGUUUUAACAGUUUCAAGUUUGUUUUAUUAUUUGGUCACACAGAGGAUGCGAUAGUAUUGACUAUAAUGUAUGCAUUGUAAAUACAACUAAAGUGCAGAGCGUGAGACCGCAAAUCCCAAUCGACUUGCACUCCUAAUGGAUGGAUACAUGAAAAGCAUCUGUGGCAUUGAACACAGAUACCUGCUUGCUACGCCAAUUAGACAUUCAUGGUUGCUGAAGACAUUUGUGUACCCAUUUAAUGUGUAAUUCCAUAGUGAGACGUUUCAGCAUCUGUGGUCAUAUAGGGGCGCCAGACAGACUUGCAGAGCAGGUGGUUGGAUCUGCCGGCGGAGCCUCUCCAUCCUCCUUCCAUAAGUGAGUGGUGCAGUGCGCAGCAAUUAAUUUUAUACCAGCUACGCAGAGUUUGUUCUGUCGAGGGGCAGAUGUAUUUUUAUGUUUUUAGCAAUCUUGUAAUAACGUGUUAAAUAAACAAAGGAUAUUUUGCUUCGAUUGGGAUAUUUGUAUACUCUUUGCAAUUAUAUUUCUGUAAACAGCUCAAAUCGAUAAAUAAAACAUUGAAAGUUUUCA
Molecule: messenger RNA, 9967 nt
Organism: Pseudophryne corroboree (corroboree frog)
Lineage: Eukaryota; Metazoa; Chordata; Amphibia; Anura; Myobatrachidae
Gene: NFAT5
Product: nuclear factor of activated T cells 5
Exons: 15
Coding region: 358-4809 (1483 amino acids)
Biological process (GO): cytokine production; regulation of transcription by RNA polymerase II; calcineurin-NFAT signaling cascade
Cellular component (GO): transcription regulator complex
Molecular function (GO): DNA-binding transcription factor activity, RNA polymerase II-specific; RNA polymerase II cis-regulatory region sequence-specific DNA binding; transcription factor binding
Source: RefSeq, a predicted model, not a curated record